AUGCCGGCAGACGAAGAGAAGACGACCAGCCCUGAGAUCACCAGUUUCUCUCAGGUUGGUAGCGUCGGAGUCGCCAACAACAGGGAACACUCCCCCGAUUCGCACGGUCUGCAUCGGCUGCUAAAUAACCGGCAGAUCCAGCUCAUUGCUACCGGUGGCUCCAUCGGGGCGGCUCUUCUGUUCAUCGCUUAUGUGUUUUACACCUGCGUCCUGGUCCUCGUGAAUAACUCGAUUGCUGAAAUGAGUACAUAUAUGCCUGCGUCGGGCGGCUUCAUUCGUCUUGCUGGCUACUGGGUUGAUGCUUUGGGGUCCGUUGCUGGCUGGAACUUCUUCUUCUAUGAGGCCUUACUCAUUCCAUUCGAGAUUACGGCUCUUAACCUGGUCAUAUCCUUCUGGAACAGUAACGUCACAAGCCCCGGACCUACAGCGGGCAUCUGCGCUGCUGUUAUCGAUUGCUAUGCCAUUUUCAAUAUUCUUGCGGUGAAAUACUAUGGAGAAGCUGAGUUCUGGCUUUCUGGGGGGAAGCUCAUCCUGAUCUCAUCCUCUUUGCCUUCACCAUUAUUACGAUGGUCGGCGGCAAUCCUAAAGGCGAUCGUUAAUGCCUUCGCCGAAUUCCACACUGAGGGCGAUCUCGGCCGCUUUGAAGGGCUUCUAGCCGCCCUGUGGAACGCCGCAUUCACCAUUGUUGGCCCUGAGUACAUUUCUAUGGUGGUCGCUGAAGCUACACACCCUAGCGUGUACAUCAAGUCUGCCUUCAAAACAGUCUACUAUCGAUUUUGCAUCUUCUUUAUUCUCGGCGCGCUUACCGGUGGUAUCGUGGUCCCUUAUAACAAUCCAACUCUGGUCAACAUCUACUUUGGGACCGGCGAGGGCGGCGGUACUGCAGCUGCAUCACCCUACGUUAUUGCUAUGGAGAAUCUAAGCAUUCAUGUGCUCCCGCAUAUUGUUAACGCUCUAAUUCUCACGUCGAUCUUUUCGGCUAGCAAUAUAUACACAUAUUGUGCUACACGGUCACUUUACAGCCUAGCGAUUGAGGGUCGUGCCCCUCGAUUUUUAUACUACUGCAAUAAUAGCGGCGUACUGAUCUAUUGCUUCUGUGUUGUUAUGCUGUUUCCUUGUCUAUCAUUCCUUCAAUUCAGCAAAGGUGCUGACCUGGCUUGUCAAUAUUGUCACCGGGGGGGUCUUAUUACCUUCCUUAUUAUGUCUAUCACAUUUCUCAACUAUUACCAAGCGUGCAAGGUCCAGGGCAUUGACCGGAAAGAGAUGCCAUACUAUGGAUACUUCCAACCUUUCGGCGCCUACAUUACCAUUGCCACCCAGUUGGUUAUCCUCAUCUCCUAUGGAUACAGCUCCUUCACUCCCUGGAAUAUUUCUGAUUUUCUCGCCAACUACACGAUGCAGCUUGUGGCUCCAUGCUUCUUCAUCGGUUGGAAGGUUAUCAAGAAGACACGUUAUAUCAGACCCAACGAGGUAGACCUCAUUUGGAAGCGACCCGCGAUUGAUGCCUAUGAGAAUUCCAUUACAACACCACCACUUGGCUUCUGGACUGAAAUAAUCGGCUUAGUGGGCUUCAGCCGGGCAGAGAAGUCACAAGCUGACGCUUGGGGCGGCAGAAGCCCCUUCCUGUGA
This is a messenger RNA of Clonostachys rhizophaga, 1629 nucleotides long. NCBI's taxonomy places the organism in Eukaryota, Fungi, Ascomycota, Sordariomycetes, Hypocreales, Bionectriaceae. The record is from the annotation of a GenBank genome assembly.